AUGUUAUGGAGUUGUCGUAUUCUUCUCUAUCUACUCCUGCCGACGAAACGCGACGUUUCUAGUUUCGUCACCACGUCCAAGCCCUCAAUCACCACAAUGCCCAACGCAGCCCCUCCCCUCGCCCUCACCACCCCGGAGCUCCUCGAGUACAUCCUCGCUUUCCUACCCCCGCGCGACCUCCUCCUCGUACAGCGUGUAUGCAAGCCAUGGCACGAUCUCAUCACCACAUCACCCACGCUGCAAACACUCCUGUACUUUCGGGCUCCCCCGCCGUCAUCGUCCCCAUCCUUGACACCUUUUUCAUCGUCUGAAUACACACUAAACCCCCUUCUCAAGUCUGCUUUCCCAUUUUUAUUUUCCCCCAACAAGGUGCAGUCAGCUGAAAGAGCAGAGGACUGGGAUGUGGAAUGGGGCGACCUUGAGCUUCCUGCGGCAGUAGACCCGAAUGUUAAGCCCUUCAUUUAUUCUUCGUUUAACCGCAACCCUGCCGCCUUCCGUCGCAAAGAAGCGUCCUGGCGCCGUAUGCACAUUUCAAACCCCCCAGUUCGCACCAUCGUCUGGCGGCGCGAAUCAGCCGGUAUGGCGGGGCUCUUCAUCGGCGAAUGCGUAACGGGCUUCGGCGACUCCACAGGUAGAACCUCUUCCAUAACGCUUGGAACCUUGGGCGAGGACGCGCUACAGAGGAAGUGGGACGAGGAAUCGAGGUCUGGUUUUCGGAAGACUGACGAGGGGUACUUGAUCAGCAAGGACCAACUCGAUCUACAGAAGGAAGAUGGGCUUCGCAUGGCUGUCUUGUACGACUACCUCUUCGAAGUCAACUGCACCGGUUACGUUCCUUCGCACUGGAAUGUCGAAUUCGCGGUCGGACAGUACCCACAUCCACAGAAAGUCGUUGAGUAUGCGCACCAGCCAAACGCCGAGCUGAGCCUAGCGAAGUUGAUGAGGGAUGAGGAGCAUGAGGAGCAUGAGGGGGCUGGAGUGACGAUGUUGGUGGAGGUGCACUGGAGCAAGGGUUGUAUCGUGGAAGAAGAGGAAGACUAUCAGCAAUUUAGGAGCGACGGGUAUCAGAAUGUGGAUGUUGGACCGAUGGCUAGGUUGAAGGAGAUGAUGUGGGAUUGA
This is a messenger RNA of Didymosphaeria variabile, 1119 nucleotides long. RefSeq lists its product as uncharacterized. The record is from RefSeq and is a predicted model, not a curated record. NCBI's taxonomy places the organism in Eukaryota, Fungi, Ascomycota, Dothideomycetes, Pleosporales, Didymosphaeriaceae. Bases 1 to 1119 code for a protein of 372 amino acids. The transcript has 2 exons. Gene Ontology annotation, molecular function: protein binding.